Molecule: messenger RNA, 897 nt
Organism: Trichoderma citrinoviride
Lineage: Eukaryota; Fungi; Ascomycota; Sordariomycetes; Hypocreales; Hypocreaceae
Exons: 3
Coding region: 1-876 (291 amino acids)
Source: RefSeq, a predicted model, not a curated record
AUGGCCUCAUCAAAGUCACCGAAUGGCGCGGACCGCCUUCCCGUCUAUGGGACGAAGGAGGACGCCAAGGAUGAGACAGCCGUGCUGGAUUUCGACAGGCCUCGCCAGGCACGGGUUGAGACGCCUGAGUCUGAUGAGCAGCAGAACGGCGGGUUGACACCCAACACACCCGGUCUUCUUGCGCCGUUUGAUUGGGAAGACUUCGAGGCGCGGUACGAGAAAGCGCUGGUGGAGGCGGAUGAGCACGAGCGAGAGAUCCUCAAAGAGGCCGAGAGUCUUGCCAAGUAUUUUCAGGUAUGGUCUUCAGCUGCCUCAGCUUACGACGAUGAGCGGGCGGUGAAGCGUCUGCAGACCCGACAGCGUUUUGUCAAUAUCGCUGAGGAAAGGAUGGCUCAGAGGCAACAGCAUCGUGACGACGAGUUACUGGCAUUUCAGCAAAGCCAUUUCUCAAGCGAGGCUGCCGCUGAGUUUGGACACACUUUCACAAGUCUUCCGCCACAGGAGCCCUCCGAGGCUCAAGCAUGCGAGGAGUGGUGGGAAGAGGAAGAAGAUGACGGCCUUGGAUACUACGAAGAUGGCGUCAAGAGAACCCUUACCGACGAGCAGAUUGCCAUCUUCCGACACUCUGAGCUUCGAGAGCUCCGCCGGGAACAGGAAAAGCAAGCGGGAUCCAAAGCACCAGAGCUGCCGCAAGACGCAUCUGCAAAUGACAUAGAGACUGCCUCGCCACAGGACUCAAGCGGCGCUGUCGGCUCUCGAGGAAAGAAGAGGAAGAGGAAGAAGCCAAAGGCGACCAAGCAGGAACCCAAGCCAGACUUGCGCAAGCGCACCUGGGACGUGGUCGAAGCAGGGCUCGAUUCUCUCGAUUACGACUGAAGCCAGCCAUCUGCGAAGCUC